Nilaparvata lugens (brown planthopper) is the source of this 1449-nucleotide messenger RNA. RefSeq names its product cysteine and histidine-rich domain-containing protein 1 (gene mora). The transcript has 7 exons. Bases 164 to 1231 code for a protein of 355 amino acids. The record is from RefSeq and is a predicted model, not a curated record. NCBI's taxonomy places the organism in Eukaryota, Metazoa, Arthropoda, Insecta, Hemiptera, Delphacidae.
AAGGAAAAUAAAGAAGAAUAACAUUUUUGAGAGGUUAGGUUUGUUCUGGAAACUUCUUCAAAUUUCAAUUGGACUGAGUUUGGAGGUUUGAACCUGUGUUUUACUUGUACUGAUUUUUACCUACUUUAUAAAGUGCUAAAAGUCUAUUGCUGCUAGCUAAGUUAUGCCGACUGAAAAUAAAGGCGAUAACCUUUUACUUUGCUACAAUAAAGGCUGUGCAAAGAAAUUUGAUCCUUCAAAAAAUACCGAAGAUUCCUGUUCAUUCCAUUCGGGAGCUCCGGUUUUCCAUGAUGCUUACAAAGGCUGGUCUUGCUGCAAGAAAAAGUGUACGGACUUCACUGAGUUUUUAAAUAUCAAGGGUUGCUGUAAAUCAUAUCACAGUAAUGUGAAACCAGUUGAACCAGAAAAGCCAGAGAAAAUAUCUACUCCAGAGGUGAUAGAAUAUCGUGCACCCGAGGAAGCGAAACCCCCUGCUCUGGAGAGACCACCAUUUGAUACACCACUAGUGACAUUGAAAGUAGAGGUGAGCGAUGCGUUGAAACGACAAUCGAGCAAUCCUGUCAAGAAGAGCCAGGGAGCAGGUGCUAAUCCUACCGACGACGGAACUAUUGCAAUCGGAACACCUUGUAAAAAUAACAGCUGCAAAGUGACUUACGAAGGACCCCAAACCCUGGAGACGGACUGCAUCUGCCACCCAGGAGUACCAAUCUUCCACGAAGGCCUGAAAUACUGGUCGUGCUGUGUGCGACGCACAACUGACUUCAAGGCCUUCCUCGAUCAAGCUGGUUGCGCAACCGUCACCCAUCUCUGGCGAAACCCUAAGAGUGUUGACAACAAAGAACUGCAAUCAAAAUGCAGAUUGGAUUGGCACCAGACGCCCACAUUUGUAGUUGUAUCAGUAUUUUGUAAAAAUUAUGAUCCUGAUUCUUCAUUGGUGCAACUUUCUCCGAUACGUCUGAAAUUAUCUGUCUUCUUCCCCGAAGAAAAUGGUGCCUACUGUCGUGAUAUAGAGCUUAGAGGGGUAGUUGAUGUUGCAAAGAGUAGUGUCGCGAUGACGCCAGCCAAAGUUGAGAUAAAGCUGCGGAAAGCUGAGCCCGGUUCGUGGUCGCAGCUGGAGUUUCCAAGGUCAAGUGAGCCGCCUCCCAAGAAGUCAAGUGAGGCUACCUCCACAUCCACCUCCACCUCCAACCUCGCAUCGCGCGUCGAUGCUGUGGAUCUCAGCGAUUUAUGAACGACACAUUUCUCUCCUAAUUUAGAUGGCUAUGACCGCUCAAAUCUCUCUACUAUCGACUAAACUCUUCAAUUUAUACUCAGAAUACCUCACUAUCAUAGACCUAGAAAUAUUCUAUUGCUAUAGGAUUGCACUGAAAGUGAUCGAUCAAUUUCGGGAUAGUUCACCAUCAAUGAGAUUGAAAAUAUCUGUAAUGAAUAAACUUUUUCCAACGUAAA